Penaeus chinensis is the source of this 366-nucleotide messenger RNA. RefSeq lists its product as uncharacterized. Bases 1 to 366 code for a protein of 121 amino acids. Lineage: Eukaryota; Metazoa; Arthropoda; Malacostraca; Decapoda; Penaeidae. Gene Ontology annotation, biological process: chromatin remodeling. Gene Ontology annotation, cellular component: nucleus. The transcript has a single exon. The record is from RefSeq and is a predicted model, not a curated record.
AUGAGAAGUGAUCAAGUGAUGAACGUGAAGCUGUGCCUGGGAAAAAUAAUCAACGUGGGAUGUGCCUAUGCACCUCAGGUCGGCUGUGGUGAGGGGGAGCAGGCAGCUUUCUGGGUGCAAGUAGAUCUAAAGCUAAGUGCAGCCCCAGCGGGAGAGAAGUUGAUCCUCGGAGGUGAGAGAGAAGUGGUGGAGAGAGUGCGUGUAGGAUGGGGUGUUGGAGAGCGAAAUGGAGAAGGGGAGAGGGUGUUGGAUGUGGCUAUGGCUUUUGACUUGGCCAUAUGCAAUACAAUCUUCAAGAAAAGGGAGAGGGAGUAUAUGAACUUCAAAAGUGGAGACAGGGAAAGUGAGGCUGAAAAAUUAGUUUAA